UCUCACGGGACCCGGACCAGGGCCAGGAGGCAGGGAGGAACCGAAACCGAGUUAAAAAUUCAGAUUGAGCUAGCUGUCUUAUAAGUGGCUCCCAGAAGAUUCACACUGUUUACUCCUUUGGAAACAUAGCAGUUGUAGAGGUGGAGACAGGACUCGAACCAGAAUCAGGGUUCAGAUAUACCUGAAAAUCUGGACUCUAAAUUCUUAUGUAAGUCAGGGAGUGACUGACCAACAGCUGUGAGACACUGAGGACUUUAACUUUCACUGUAAACUUUGGCACAGAUCACUUAUUUUUCUGAAGACUGGAUCCAAAAGGCAUAAUGAAUGUGAGUACAUGCUAUGGUAGCAUGGUGAAUUCCAGACAAGCUCGAGAAUUUAGUACAGCUGAGGGAGGAGGCCCAACUCCUGAGCUGAUCUUGGAAGCAGAAUUGAUAGAACUCGGAGAAAGUGAUGAAGUGGUUGACCUUACCUCUGAAUCUCUAGAACCUGCAGUGAUUGACCUAACUCACCAUAACUCUGUUGUGACUACUGAGGAACGGAGGAGGCCAAGGAGAAACAAAAGGUCACUCCAAGGACAAACUGACAUCUAUGUGGUGAGCAGUGAAAAGAAGGGGUUGAUGAGAGACAGAGAUGUAUAUAUGGCCAACAGUGCUUACCCUAAUUCCCUGGAAAAGGAGACUUUAAGUUGCACACUACCUGGUUAUAUCCAGUGCCGAAGUUGUAUGGAUGGGUACUUGGAGAUUGAAUUGAGUAGACGACACAUCUACUCUACAGAAUGUGGACACAUCUUCUGUAGUUGGUGCCUCUGCACUUCCCUUAAAUAUACUAAAAAUUGCCCAGUUUGUUUGCAAAAAAUUGACUGCCAUCAGUACCACCGCAUUUAUAUAUGAUGUGUGCUGUGUUGCUCAGAACAGACAAACCCCUUGACUGGAUUUUUCCAUGUCCUUGUGCAUGAACUGUGGAGUUGUUAGCAUCCAAUGUUCUGAGCUCAAAAAGCCUGAUUGUAAAAAUUGCUCUUUGGAGUGUAUGAAAACUCUUUUAUUGCUCACAAUCAAAAAGACUGCUUUUUGAUUCCUUUGGUUUCAUGCUUCAGGCCUGAACUUUUGUUGUUAUAGUGAAUCAGACUAGUGGUGGUCUUCAAAGCAAUUUUCCCUUUUUUUUUCUCAUAGUAAUCAAUUUUUAAGUGGCCACAUGUGGGCAUUUUGGAUCAUGUAAAUAAGAGUAACAGCCUAGAGAUGGUAGGAAGUUGGGAGACUGACAACUCUGCAAACCAGAGCCACAAAAAGAAGUUUGGACUUUUACAUGAGAAAUAAACUUCAUGCUUGUUUAAGCAACUAUUAUACUGGGUCUUGUUUAGAACAAUGGAGCCUUUAUUUUAAUUAAUGGAGUAGCAGGAUGCUCUUUCUGGAUUUCUCAGGAUUUCCUGAUUCCACUGGAGUGGAAGGAAGUCAGUCCUUUCUGACUAUCUAUCCAACCAGCAGGCUGGAGUGGGGUAUUACCAAAGUGGGGUAGGCACCAUGUCCUUCUGGGGCUAGAGGCUUUCAAGGCCAGCCUGUGGAGUUGCCUAGGCACACUGGAAUCUAGAGUUGUGGUUCUGAACUCCCUGACCUGCCAUGCCAGGGAAGGACUGCCUUCACCCUGGCUUUAUAGGUGUGCCUGUCUUCUACCACACUGAUCAGCUGAUCAGUAAGUUGGCAUGCUUCUUUGAACAAACACAUCACUGUAUCACCAUCCCAGCUACUCCAGCAGCCUGGCUGGGUCAUAGGCCUUGGGAAAACCUCCUCCCCUCCCCACCUGAACACACACCUUAACUCUUUUUUCU
Molossus molossus (Pallas's mastiff bat) is the source of this 1822-nucleotide messenger RNA. RefSeq names its product E3 ubiquitin-protein ligase RNF4-like. The coding region runs from base 321 to 890 and encodes 189 amino acids. Gene Ontology annotation, biological process: positive regulation of transcription by RNA polymerase II. The record is from RefSeq and is a predicted model, not a curated record. Gene Ontology annotation, molecular function: transcription factor binding. NCBI's taxonomy places the organism in Eukaryota, Metazoa, Chordata, Mammalia, Chiroptera, Molossidae. The transcript has 2 exons.